CGGCUGCCCCAGCUCGGCAGGCGGCGGGCGCGCUCGGGGCCGGCGGGCCCGCGGUGCUGAUCGCUGCCCGCCCGCCCGCGCCGACCCCGGGGCGCGGCCAUGGAGGUGGUGGGCGACUUCGAGUACAGCAAGCGGGACCUCGUGGGACACGGGGCCUUCGCCGUGGUCUUCCGGGGGCGGCACCGCCAGAAAACUGAUUGGGAGGUAGCUAUUAAAAGUAUUAAUAAAAAGAACUUGUCAAAAUCACAAAUACUGCUUGGGAAGGAAAUUAAAAUUCUAAAGGAACUUCAGCAUGAAAACAUUGUAGCGCUCUAUGAUGUUCAGGAAUUACCCAACUCUGUCUUUCUGGUGAUGGAGUAUUGCAAUGGUGGAGACCUGGCAGAUUAUUUGCAAGCUAAAGGCACUCUCAGUGAAGACACCAUCAGAGUCUUUCUGCAUCAGAUUGCAGCCGCCAUGCGGGUCCUGCACAGCAAGGGGAUCAUCCACAGGGAUCUCAAGCCCCAGAACAUCCUGCUGUCCUAUGCCAAUCGUAGGAAGUCCACUGUCAGUGGUAUUCGCAUCAAAAUAGCGGAUUUUGGUUUUGCUCGUUACCUACAUAGUAACAUGAUGGCUGCAACGCUGUGUGGGUCUCCAAUGUACAUGGCUCCUGAGGUUAUUAUGUCUCAACAUUAUGAUGCCAAGGCCGACCUGUGGAGCAUAGGGACAGUGAUAUAUCAGUGCCUCGUUGGAAAACCACCUUUUCAGGCUAAUAGUCCUCAAGACCUAAGGAUGCUUUAUGAGAAAAACAGAAACUUAAUGCCUAGCAUUCCCAGAGAAACAUCACCUUAUUUGGCUAAUCUCCUUUUGGGUUUGCUUCAGAGAAACCAAAAAGAUAGAAUGGACUUUGAAGCAUUUUUUAGCCAUCCUUUUCUUGAGCAAGUUCCAGUAAAAAAAUCCUGCCCGGUCCCGGUGCCCGUGUACGCCGGCUCCGCCUCUGAAGGUCCCUGUAGCAGCUCUCCAUCCUGUCGCUUCGCCUCUCCACCUUCCCUUCCAGAUAUGCAGCAUAUUCAGGAAGAAAACUUAUCCUCCCCACCAUUGGGUCCUCCCAACUAUCUCCAGGUGUCCAAAGAUUCUGCCAGUACUAGUAGCAAGAACUCUUCUUGUGACACGGAUGACUUUGUUUUGGUUCCACACAGCACCUCGUCAGACCACUCAUAUGAUAUGCCGAUGGGCACUGCUGGCAGACGUGCUUCUAAUGAGUUCUUGGUGUGUGGAGGGCAGUGUCAGCCCACUGUGUCCCCUCACAGCGCAGCCACCCCCAUUCCCGUCCCAACUCAGAUAAGGAACUACCAGCGCAUAGAGCAGAACCUCUCCUCCACUGCCAGCUCUGGCACAAAUCUGCAUGGCUCUCCAAGAUCUGCGGUGGUACGAAGGUCGAACACCAGCCCCAUGGGCUUCCCCCGGCUGGGAUCCUGCUCCCCGGCGCCGGCAGACGCAGUACAGGCGGUCGGACGAAGACUCUCCACGGGGUCUUCCAGGCCUUACUCACCUUCCCCUUCGGUUGGCACCAUUCCUGAGCAGUUUAGUCAGUGCUGCUGUGGGCAUCCUCAGGGCCAGGAAUCCAGGAGCAGGAACUGGUCAGGCUCCCCCGUGCCGCAGCCUCCGUCGCCGCAGCCACUCUUGUUGGGUGCUAGACUGCAGAGCGCCUCCACCCUCACCGACAUCUACCAGAACAAGCAGAAGCUCAGAAAGCAGCACUCGGACCCCGUGUGCCCGUCCCACGCCGGGGCUGGUUGCAGCUGCUCCCCCCAGCCCAGUCGGCCCAGCAGCCUCGGCACCUCUCCCACCAAGCACGCGGGGUCCUCCCCACGGAGUUCCGACUGGUUCUUCAAAACUCCAUUACCAACAAUCAUUGGCUCUCCUACUAAGACCACGGCUCCUUUCAAAAUCCCGAAAACGCAAGCGUCUUCCAACCUGCUAGCCUUGGCCACUCGCCGCGGGCCUUCUGAGGGGCAGUCGAAAGAUGGGAGUGACCCACGGGGCUGCUCUCACUGUCUCUCAGUACAAGGAGGGGAGAGGCAGACGUCCGAGCAGCAGGUCAGGGCAGCGUUCGGCAGAUCUGUCAGUACUGGGAAAUUAUCAGAUCAACCGGUAAAAACACCUUUAGGUGGACAUCAGGGCAGCACGGACAGUUUAAGUACAGAACGACCAAUGGAUAUAGCCCCUGCAGGAGCCUGUGGUGUUGCACGGGCUCCUUCUGUGGGAACAGCAGCGAGUCCCAGGGCUGUGCUGUUCACGGUAGGGUCUCCUCCACACAGGGCCGCGACCCCCGCUUGUACCCAUAUAGUCCUUCGGACAAGAACCACCUCAGGGGGUUCCAGCGGCUCCGGAGGCUCCCUGGGCUCCGCCGGGGGCCGCGUGUCUGGGGGCUCCCCGCCUGGGCCGUGCUCGGGGUCUCCCCCUCCGGGAGCAGAGGCAGCUCCCAGCCUGAGACACGCGCCGUGUGGUGCUUCACCCCCCAGCCUGGAGGGGCUCGUCGCCUUCGAAGCCCCUGAACUGCCCGAGGAGACGCUGAUGGAGCGAGAGCACACAGACACCUUCCGCCACCUGAACGCAAUGCUGUUGUUCACGGAGUGUGUGCUGGACCUGACGGCCGUGCGCGGGGGAGACCCGGGGCUCUGCGCGUCCGCGGUCUCCUUGUACCAGAUCCAGGAGAGCGCGGUGGUGGACCAGAUCAGCCAGCUGAGCAAAGACUGGGGGCGGGUGGAGCAGCUGGUGUUAUACAUGAAGGCCGCACAGCUGCUGGCAGCCUCUCUGCAUCUCGCCAAAGAGCAGAUCAAGUCCGGGAAGCUGAGCCCGUCCACGGGUGUGAAACAAGUUGUCAAAAAUCUGAAUGAACGAUAUAAAUUCUGCAUCAGCAUGUGCAAGAAACUUACAGAAAAGCUGAAUCGCUUCUUCUCUGACAAACAGAGAUUUAUUGAUGAAAUCAACAGCGUAACAGCAGAGAAACUCAUCUAUAAUUGUGCUGUAGAAAUGGUUCAGGCUGCAGCCCUGGAUGAGAUGUUCCAGCAGACUGAAGAUAUUGUUUAUCGCUAUCAUAAGGCGGCCCUUCUUUUGGAAGGCUUAACUAAGAUUCUCCAGGACCCAGCAGAUAUUGAAAAUGUACACAAAUAUAAAUCUAGUAUUGAAAGGAGAUUGUCGGCCCUCUGCUACAGCACCUCGACCUCGUGAGCCGCAGCAGGCCUGCCGCCAGGACCAGUGGUGGGUGUGAGGCGAUGCGUUGGGGAGCACAGCUUGGACCCUGUCGCCCCGCCCCCAGGAAACUGUAGGUUCCUGCACGGCGACCACCAAAGAGCAAGCAGUGGUUUCAGAAAGGAAAAACAACCCCAAAACUACCUGCCUUAUCAGAGAAGUCACCCCUUCCCUUUUUCUUUGUAGACGCGGAAGCAAGAGUAUUCCACUUGGCUUUCAGUUUGAACUUGGUAAAUAAAUGUACCUUAGAGCUGGAGUUGUCAGUACAGUUAUUCUUAAGGAUAAUUAGGAAUGAAACGAUGAGUGGCUCUUCACGCCACUCACCAGAGCAAAGUGUGGGGUUCCACACGUUCACUGAGGCGAAAAAGUAAAAAGCCACGUCUCAUCCAGGCAGUUUGAUACUCGGGGUAAGUUUAUCUGAGUCUGAGCACGCGUCCAUAAACAGCUCAGGAAGAAAUAGCUUAAGAAGGAAUGAAAGACGUCUCUUGGAAGAAAUUGUGAAAUCUUCAAUUUGAUCUAAUAUGGACACAUAUUAAUAAUCUUCUAAAAUCUUUCAUAUUGCACUAAUUUAUUAAAACAACUGUGUAUUGGAUUUUGCAAUUUAAAACUAACUGAGGCACAAUGGACUUGUUUAAAAUAUUUUACUUGAUUAUAUACACGUACCCUUUCCAGAAUUCACAGGCAAUCUCUCGUGGACUUUUAAGUGGUAAAAACUUGUGUUGUGUGAACCUUUGCAUUUUCUUAACCUAUUCGUCUACACCUACAGGUUUUCUCAGUGACAUUUUUAAGUUGCUGGUUGUCUGCUUCUGUUUGCAUCUUUUGCUGUGCAUGCAGAAUGUGCAUUCAUGCCUAUGACCUAGGUUUACUAAAGGCUAGGUUUAUUGGGGCAGUAUUAGAACAAGUGUCAAUCCAGAGAUACUCUCAAGAAUUGUAAUAGGGCCAAAACAAAGUUGGUGACUUAAAGGCUUACUAGUGAUGUGGAAUUUUACAUGAAGUUAGUGAAAAAUGAGGUUUGUUUUCUCUUAGGAAAAUGGGCAGCUCUUUCCAGCCUGUGUGCAUUUCCGUGUUAACCCUGACAGUUCACCAGAUAGCUAGUCAUGGAGAAUGUGGGCCCUUAACAUCCCUCUAGAAAUGGUGCCUACGUUGUACAUUAUUUCGUUUCUCUUACUUACCUGCUUGAAUACUUGAAUAAACCAUUCUCCAGUUUUAAUCCUUUUAGAUAAUAUAAUCUGAACUCUGACAAAUUGCACAGACGCUCUUUGGCAUUAAUCUAAUUUAGUGUAUUGAUAAAAACAGAAACAUGGUU
Eubalaena glacialis (North Atlantic right whale) is the source of this 4537-nucleotide messenger RNA. RefSeq names its product unc-51 like autophagy activating kinase 2 (gene ULK2). Lineage: Eukaryota; Metazoa; Chordata; Mammalia; Artiodactyla; Balaenidae. The transcript has 27 exons. The record is from RefSeq and is a predicted model, not a curated record. Gene Ontology annotation, molecular function: ATP binding; protein serine/threonine kinase activity. The coding region runs from base 100 to 3210 and encodes 1036 amino acids. Gene Ontology annotation, biological process: autophagosome organization; axon extension; autophagy. Gene Ontology annotation, cellular component: cytoplasm; autophagosome.